AUGUGCAGCUUCAGGCCUGAUGUCAGCUCUCCCUUGUGCCUGCCCUUUCUCCCCUUGUGCUUGCACUCUCUAUUUGACAUCUCAUGCCUCGCCAUCAGCUCUCUCGGUCUUCUUCAACUUGGACGAUUUGGACAACAACAAGCCAUUCAACAAAUCCUAGCGGGUGAAACCAAGAUAAAGACUGUUUCUCUCAUAGAAUUAGGCAUCUCAGUCUUCCUCCCGGAUACUGAGAUCUCUCAUCUCAGCCGUGUGACCCCAUCUAAGAAACCUACAAGUAGAGAUAGGUGUUUAAGCUCUAUAGUGCUGUAUUCACUUCUCACCAAAUUUGUGGUGCUUGUCAAGUUAUCCUCUGUCCACACUACUAUGCUGCUGUGGUCCAGUCCUGAACCAUGGUUCGAACCGGACUUUUUGGUCUGGUUCUCCUGUGGUUUGGUCCACGGUCCAGGUGUCAGCCAGAACUGGACCAUAAUAUGGUUCUUGGUUCUGGCAUUGGGCGAACAGUUCAACUUUGCCUCAGGGAUUCUCAAGCUUCAAGAUUUACUUGUUUCUAUCAAAUGCAGAGGCCCAUUGACAAGCCCAUCAUCCCACUCCCACGAAAUCACUGCCUCCACCCCUAAAAUCAAUGCGCCGACAAAGACAAAGGCAACCAAAACCACUGAGUUUGAGGUGUUAGGUGAGUGA
Suillus fuscotomentosus is the source of this 681-nucleotide messenger RNA. RefSeq lists its product as uncharacterized. The record is from RefSeq and is a predicted model, not a curated record. Lineage: Eukaryota; Fungi; Basidiomycota; Agaricomycetes; Boletales; Suillaceae. The transcript is spliced from 7 exons. Bases 1 to 681 code for a protein of 226 amino acids.